Molecule: messenger RNA, 2148 nt
Organism: Diutina rugosa
Lineage: Eukaryota; Fungi; Ascomycota; Pichiomycetes; Serinales; Debaryomycetaceae
Exons: 1
Coding region: 1-2148 (715 amino acids)
Source: RefSeq, a predicted model, not a curated record
AUGUCAAAAAGCGGUUCCGCAAAAUGCCUCCAGGAGAUAACGUCAGCCAUUGCUGAAUCAUGGGAUGGGAAAUCGGAUUUCUUGGGAGAGUGGCAAGACCGAUCAGAUGUAUAUGAGCCGCUUUAUCAUGAUUACAUGUCUACUACAGGCACAUUGAAUGAGCAGAGCCACGAUCACGAAAUUGCCAUCGCGUUCCACGAACGAAUAAUUGAAGUUUUCCGUGAAGGUCUCCUGGAUGUCACUGGAGAUCUCAGACAUUACCGAAAAUGCUACGUGAAAGCGUCUCAAUUUGACUCACUUCAAAAAGUUGCUUCGAUUUUGGAUUUCCUUUUGUACUUGUAUCAAGUGAAGCUGGUGGCAUUUGCCAAAAGAUUGUUUUUCCUGUCGCUAAUUCAUCUGGUAAAAUACCUAAUAACGCUAUGGGGAUCACAGCUCGAGGUCUUUUGGGAAUACAUGGAAUCUCGAGAGGACCUUAUCAUCGGCCAUAUAUGUCAGGUCCUGGUGGUUCAAGAUAGAAUCGACAUGCUAGAAAUGUGCAACUUGAUCACUGAUUAUUAUCAUGACAAGCUUGACACAUCUGCUGAGACUGAGUCAUUGAGAGAUACACUCAAAUUCAAGGUUCGCAGCUAUAUAUCUAGAGCUCUUCUGUUUCUGGAUAAAACCGGACUCAACAAUUCAUACAGUGGUGCUGGUCGAUCAUUGCCUCCGCUCACUCUGUCAGAUCGAUUUGUCGUUGACUUUUACACAACUCAAGAGAUGAUGAAUGACCCACAAAAAUGGAUUCGUAUGACACCAGGGAAACGCGUUGAUAUGGUGUUUGACAACAUGUACCGCUUGGUCAGUCACUUAUGCGAUCAUCCCUCCUCAGAUGAUCUUGACUCUGCUACAACUGCAGAUCUCACCUUUAUGAUUCCAUAUUUGCCUUUUUCCAUCUGGGAUGUCUAUGGCGAUAAAAACUAUAAUGCUAAUGCCAUUUAUGACUUGAUAGAUCGGCCUGGUUUUCGUCUUGAAUUUAUCACCCAGGUAGUGAUCUUUAUGAAGCGAUUACUUGGAGAUAAUGAGAACUCCAUGGGGUUGGACGUUAGGAUUACUCCGGCGAUGGAAAAACGAAGUUCGCGAACGUUAGACGUCUGCUCUAAGUUUUUGCGAUCAACUUAUCCACAUUGUAAGAAGCUUCUUGACGAAUACCUACAAAGUGAGUAUACAUGGUGGAGUUGGCUCCAAAACGGAAAAGACAAAACCGGAAAAGCCCUUAUUCCUUGUACUGAAAUGGGCGUUUUGGAGGGUUUCAGUGACAUUGACAAUAGCCACUUCAGCGAAAAUCUUGGUAGCUCACAAUCACAGCGCAUAUACAUUACGCGUACUCUCACCAAAAUUAUGACAGCGACAACGACAAUUGAAACAUUCGUCAGCGGAAAGCAUGGGAUUGGGAUGAGUGAAAAGGAGAACCAGGAUUCUAAUUCUUCUACAGCAGCUGCGAAUACUACCGAUAGCGAUAUCCUGUACGAAAAGAAUACGGCUCUUUGGAAAUCAUUGCGAAGCUCUCGGGGUGAGAACUUCUUGCUGUUGACCAGUAAAUUGGGCACUCACAAUUUGUGCAAUAUCUCAGAUAAGGUGAAUUUGUAUGACCUGGAGGAAGAUGAGAGCGGCAUUGACGAAGAAAGUCAAGGGGAGGAGAAAAUAACCGAAAGAGAUAUUGCGUUUGGCAAAGAAGAGGAGAAGGAGGAAAAGUUUGAUCACCCAGAUUACACUUCUGCGGCAGCCGGCGAGGAAGAUCUAUUGAUCACAGGCGACAACACCAGUGGAGUUGACUAUAAGGAAGAUUUUAGCCCCUACAAUCAUGGAGGAGAGUCUCGAGAUGGAAAGGAUGCUGAAAGUGAGAAUGACAAUGUUGACAACCCCCACCUAACAGAAAUUGGGGAUGAUGCGGUGUACGAGAACGUUGAGUUAUCCGCAGAAUCCACUCCGAGAGUGGAAGAUAUGUCUAAUGCUGAAUCAAACAUGUCAUCGCUAUCGCCUGUGGAAUCUACAGAUUCACAAAGCCUAGAGGCAGCUUUUAAACUUGAUGAACAAUCAGAUCGGAAGCGCAGACGAGAUGAUGCAGAUAGCGAUGACGAGCCGCCUCAUAAGCGCCACGCACCUGAAUAG